AUGGCAAUGCCAAACGGAUGCUUCCAAAUCGGUGCCAAAUUCUGGGAGGUGGUCUCCGACGAACACGGUAUCGCUACUGAUGGGAAAUACAAGGGUACCACCGAUCUCAACUUUGUGUUUGGACAGUCCGGUGCCGGUAACAACUGGGCCAAGGGACAUUACACUCAGGGUGCCAAAUUAGUCGACUCAGUGCUAGACGUCGUCCGCAAGGAAGCCGAGGGAUGCGACUGCCUCCAAGGUUUUCAGAUCACCCACUCCCUUGGUGGUGGAACCGGUGCUGGAAUGGGAACCUUGCUGAUCUCCAAAAUCCGAGAAGAAUUCCCCGACCGUAUGAUGGCCACCUUCUCCGUCGUCCCCUCGCCCAAGGUCUCUGAUACCGUCGUUGAGCCCUACAACGCGACCUUGUCGGUCCACCAACUGGUCGAAAACUCUGACGAGACCUUCUGUAUCAACAACAAGGCCCUCUACGACAUCUGUUUCCGCACCCUGAAGUUGGCCACACCCACCUACGGUGACCUCAACCACUUGGUCUCGAUCGUCAUGAGUGGUAUCACCACCUGUCUCCGAUUCCCCGGUCAGCUGAACUCCGACUUGCGUAAACUGGCCGUCAACAUGGUCCCCUUCCCCCGAUUGCAUUUCUUCAUGGUCGGAUUUGCUCCACUUACCGCCCGUGGGAGCCAGCAGUACCGUGCCUGA
This is a messenger RNA of Puccinia triticina, 696 nucleotides long. RefSeq lists its product as uncharacterized. Bases 1 to 696 code for a protein of 231 amino acids. The transcript has 3 exons. Lineage: Eukaryota; Fungi; Basidiomycota; Pucciniomycetes; Pucciniales; Pucciniaceae. Gene Ontology annotation, cellular component: microtubule; cytoplasm. Gene Ontology annotation, molecular function: structural constituent of cytoskeleton; GTPase activity; GTP binding. The record is from RefSeq and is a predicted model, not a curated record. Gene Ontology annotation, biological process: microtubule cytoskeleton organization; mitotic cell cycle.